GUAUAUUCCAGCAGUCCGGCGGCGGGCAUACCAUACGCAUCCCUUAUAAAUUGUGUUAAGUUGAAGUUACAUAAAUAGGACCAAUAUGCUGCGUUCGGCGAUCAUGUCAUCGACCCUGGCGAAGGGUCUUCAAAGGGCAACUCAGAACUCGAAUACACUGUCUGUUGUGCCCGCACUGAAUAUGGUUUUGGUACGCCAACAACAAACCCUUCCGCUCGCUGAAGCGGCGCAGAAUUUGCCCAAGAAGGGAUACUCUCCAUUCGGAACCAAACAGACUUCCGUCGCCGAGUGGUCAUUGGCCCGACUCGACGAUCUUCUGAACUGGGGCCGCAAAGGCUCGAUUUGGCCACUAACUUUUGGUCUGGCUUGCUGUGCCGUCGAAAUGAUGCACAUCGCAGCUCCUCGAUACGAUAUGGAUCGUUAUGGCGUUGUUUUUCGUGCGUCCCCGCGUCAAGCCGAUGUCAUUAUCGUGGCUGGUACUUUAACCAACAAAAUGGCACCUGCAUUGCGAAAGGUCUACGAUCAAAUGCCCGAGCCACGGUGGGUUAUUUCGAUGGGAAGCUGUGCCAACGGCGGUGGCUACUAUCAUUACUCGUAUUCCGUGGUACGCGGAUGCGACCGGAUAAUCCCUGUCGACAUAUAUGUACCUGGUUGCCCACCAACGGCCGAGGCAUUAAUGUACGGAGUCUUGCAGCUGCAGAAGAAAGUAAAACGGAUGAAGACUCUCCAGAUGUGGUAUAGGAAAUAAGGCAACGAUGAGAACUUAAACUUAAAAUGUGAAAUAUAAAACGACAUACAUUUUUUUGAACAGAAAUUAUAUUAAAUAUUGUUCUGUUAACGUUCAGUUGUUGUAUAUAUCGUUUUUGGAUCAAAAGGAUAUUACAAAUAAAUGGCUUUCGAUACAAAAAUCAA
Drosophila rhopaloa is the source of this 912-nucleotide messenger RNA. RefSeq names its product NADH-quinone oxidoreductase subunit B 2 (gene ND-20). The coding region runs from base 86 to 748 and encodes 220 amino acids. Gene Ontology annotation, molecular function: quinone binding; 4 iron, 4 sulfur cluster binding; NADH dehydrogenase (ubiquinone) activity. The record is from RefSeq and is a predicted model, not a curated record. Gene Ontology annotation, biological process: aerobic respiration; electron transport coupled proton transport; mitochondrial respiratory chain complex I assembly. Lineage: Eukaryota; Metazoa; Arthropoda; Insecta; Diptera; Drosophilidae. The transcript is spliced from 2 exons.